AGAGACCGCUAGAUCAGCCACCUGAGCUGUUACAAAGACAAGACAGCAAGGAAAGGGUAAGAACCGGUGUAGACUGUCGACAUGAAAACAGAGAGAGACUGCUGGAUCAGCCACCUGAGCUCUUACCACGACAGGAUAGCAAAGAGAGAGCUGGUGUGGACUCAAAGCAUGAAAGCAGAGAGAGGCCACCUGAGCUUCUUCCUCGACCAGAGAGCAAAGACAGAGGUCGAACUGGAGCAGAAUUUAGGCAUGACAGCAAAGACCACCGUCCUGAUUUGUUACCCCAACAGGAUGUCAAAGAGAGAGCAAGAAAUGACAUGGAACAUAGACAUGAAGGUAGAAUCGACCAGCCACCUGAAAUCCUUCCCCGACAAGAAACAUCGAGAAGCAACAACUGCAAGGACAGGGUUGGCUACGGCUCUGAAUCAAAGCAUGAGGGGAGAGAUCGGAGCUGCCACAACGGCGGAGAUCUCCCUCCUCCUAUUCCUCUGCCCAGACAGGACAGUAAAGAUCUAAGGAGAACUGGACUCGAAGUGAGACGGGACAGCAAAGACAGAAGUCCGAAUGGCUCAGAGCAGCAUUAUGAUGCAAAAACCAGCAAGAGCCCCUCUGCCAUGGAGUAUCGGUGUGACAGUAAAGAACGAGGACACAGAUCAGACGGCACGCCCAGACGAGAUAACAGAGCAAAUUACAGCACGGACCAAUCAAAAGCACAAGAGAGGAAUGGCAGCACAGUAUCAGGGCAGCAUUCAUCCACCACAACGCCCACUCACCACGGGAGAUCAUCAGGUAGCCCGCCAAUGACCAUGGGAACCGGAAAUGAUCUGAAAGUAGCACCUAAGUAUGGUCGCUCGCCUUCUAUGCCUGCCAGCCCCUCUCCUUUGGGAACACCACAAAGGAAAGCAGCCGAGACACAUCAAAGUCAGAUGCCCCAGAUGCCAUGGAUCUGUGGAGACACCACCAUGCUCGACCAGAUCGAGAGGAAACGCACCCUGUGCAUGGAGAUCCGCUCCAGACAACAUCCACACCUGCAGAGAUCUCUGGAGAGGCCUCCUCCUCCGGACAAGAACGAGGACAGGCACCAGGAGCGAAGUCAGUGCAAGCAAGAAAGUGCAUCUGUCAUCCCAGGCUGGGGGAAAAGCAGCGGGGCCAAAAAGAUCCGUCCUCCCCCUUAUCCUACGCAGAAAACCGUAUUCUGGGACACGGCCAUCUGAGAGUAACCACACACUUGCACCUCCCUGUCACAGAACCCCCAGUUACCCACUCCCUCUUUCCCAUGAGCUGUGCUGAUUCUUCCCAGCGACACCAGUGGCAUCAGGACAGCCAAUAAGAG
Molecule: messenger RNA, 1333 nt
Organism: Cyclopterus lumpus (lumpfish)
Lineage: Eukaryota; Metazoa; Chordata; Actinopteri; Perciformes; Cyclopteridae
Product: neuronal tyrosine-phosphorylated phosphoinositide-3-kinase adapter 1-like
Exons: 3
Coding region: 318-1214 (298 amino acids)
Biological process (GO): neuron projection morphogenesis; phosphatidylinositol 3-kinase/protein kinase B signal transduction
Source: RefSeq, a predicted model, not a curated record